AAAAAACGCUCUGUUUCGGUCUUUGCGUGUGUGCGUGUGUGUUGGAAAGGAAUCAUAAUUGUGACAAAAUCGUCUUAUGAUGUGAUUUCUGUCUUGUCGUGUUUUGUGUUUCCUGCUCGUAAAAUCCGUUUUUCUUGUGUUUCCUUUCGUUUUCGCCGCAGUCCGGUGCAGUCUGUGCGUGUGCUACUCGCUUCCCGACCGCGUAUCUCGCCUUCCGGAUGCUAUGUUUUCCGCUGCGUUGGGUUGUUGCUGAUCGAUAGAAAACACCGAUUAGCGCUGUGCGAGCCACAACAGGAAAGGGAAGGGAACGACGAGCGCAGCGAGUGUGUCCCAGCAUUUCAGGGAGGCGAAGUGUCUGGCCCCAAGUGUGUGUGUGCGUGUGUGUAGCCAAAUCCCAACGAAGCAAGUGAUCCGAUAAUGGCCCGGGAGUAUGAUCAUUUGUUUAAAUUGCUUAUUAUUGGCGACAGCGGCGUCGGCAAGUCCUCGCUGCUGAUUCGUUUCUCGGACAACACAUUCUCCGGAAGCUACAUUACGACCAUCGGCGUGGACUUCAAGAUACGCACAGUGGUGAUCAAUGGUGAGCGGGUGAAGCUGCAAAUCUGGGACACGGCCGGGCAGGAACGGUUUAGGACGAUCACCAACACCUACUAUCGCGGAACACACGGCGUCAUCGUGGUGUAUGACGUGACCAAUGGCGAAUCGUUCGGUAACGUGAAGCGCUGGCUGCAGGAGAUCGAAUCGAACUGCGAUAUAGUAAACAAAGUACUAGUUGGCAACAAAAAUGACGAUCCAACGCGCAAGGUAGUUACCACGGAGGAUGCGGAGCGUUUCGCCAACCAGAUGGAGAUCAAGCUGUUUGAAACAUCCGCCAAAGAUAAUCUAAACGUGGAGGAGAUGUUCCUCGCCAUCACCGAGCAGGUCCUGAGGCACAAGAAGCAGACGCAAAAGCAGCAACAGUCGGAAACGAACAACGAUACGGUACAGCUCAAAAAGGGUACGCACAAAAAGAAGAACAAGUGUUGCUAAUGGUCGUGGUGGGUGCAGGGGUGAGUGGGUAGCCUUUAUGUUGGCACGUCCCGUGCUGUGGGGGUAUGCUUCCGUGAGUGUCAGCUGUAGCCACGGAUGGGUGUUUUGUGUUUCUGUAACAUAUUUACUGCAUCUACUGCCUCAAACAUAACUGCAACUGGUCGGGCGAACGGCGGACGGCAACAUGCAUCGUACAAGUGCGUACAUAGGAGUAGAGAACAAAUAGCACAGCAAAUUCCGAAAUUUUAUCGCACACACUAUUACGGUGCGCAAAUAAGGUGAAAGGCCACCGCUGAUCGGUGGCACGAUUGCGUAUGAUAUUGGCCUCGAUAGAACGAAGAGACUGGACAAGCUGUACGGUAGAUGCGUGCUUGAUGAACGCAUUGGCCUUCGAAGAAGAAGCUCUAAUCUAGGACGACCCAAAGCGCCGACCACCAUUCCACAAUGCGGCCACAAUCCUGACACCGGUUAUGUGUGGGUUCUUUUUGUUUGCCGAUGCCGAUUUGUUUGUCACUCACCGAACAUCUCUGACUUUCAAGCCCCACGAAUACUACCCAACAAAACCAACAAACAUGCUGUCGUGAAUUCCGAAACCCAUGAAGCAACAACACUUCUCACCGUUCUUUCCAGCAAACCCUCCCCCUCGUAAGCGUAAGCGUGUAACAGUAAUAAUAAUAAUUAUUAUUAUGAUAAUUGUAAAA
Messenger RNA from Anopheles coluzzii, 1727 nucleotides. RefSeq names its product ras-related protein Rab-35 (gene Rab35). The record is from RefSeq and is a predicted model, not a curated record. NCBI's taxonomy places the organism in Eukaryota, Metazoa, Arthropoda, Insecta, Diptera, Culicidae. The transcript has 4 exons. Bases 418 to 1026 code for a protein of 202 amino acids. Gene Ontology annotation, biological process: protein secretion; regulation of exocytosis. Gene Ontology annotation, molecular function: GTPase activity; GTP binding.